Messenger RNA from Camellia sinensis, 7311 nucleotides. RefSeq names its product glutamate synthase [NADH], amyloplastic. Gene Ontology annotation, molecular function: iron ion binding; flavin adenine dinucleotide binding; FMN binding. The record is from RefSeq and is a predicted model, not a curated record. NCBI's taxonomy places the organism in Eukaryota, Viridiplantae, Streptophyta, Magnoliopsida, Ericales, Theaceae.
CAAACACCUACUACCUCUCUCUGCCUUCAUCGCACCAACCCACGCUCCCCUCUCGCUCUCUGUCGGUCUCAUCUUCUCUCUCUUUCUUUCUCUAGCUAAAAUUCUUUCUUUCUCUCGCUAGAAUUUCCAAUAUUUUGGUGUUUGAGUUUGUUGAAUAGCUAACUCAAAUAUAAUCGUGUUCAUUUCGCAACAGAUAAAAGACACUUUUUUUUAUUUUAUUUUUUAAAUUCAAAAAAAAAAAAAAGUUUUAUGAUAUACGGUAAAUAAUUCCCAUAAAACAACAAUAUUUCCAAAUCCAAAAAUUCAUUCGAUUUUCUUUCAUUCUCGUGAUUUACAACAAAUCACUAGAUCUCGUUUUUUUGAUGUUGAAAAAAUCACAUUGAUUCAAUGUCGGUGAUUUCGAAUUCUGUUGUUCAAACUCGAAACAACAACAACAACUCGGUGAUUCCUUCGAUUACCAAGCCUUUUGUGGCUUUGAACCGAGUUCGUAUUACAAAAGCUUUUGUUGAUAAAAGGUCUAAAACAAAAUCAAAUGUUUUGGAGAAUAGAUUUUGUGGAACCAAAUUGAGAGCUUGUGAAAGAUUGCAUCUUUGGCAAUCGGAUGGUCCGGGUUUGGAUCCGAAGCUCAAAGUCGUGGUGCGAUCAGCAUUGUCGCAAGUUCCCGAGAAGCCUCUCGGUCUCUAUGAUCCUUCGUUCGAUAAGGACUCGUGUGGGGUGGGGUUUGUUGCUGAAUUGUCCGGAGAAAGUAGCCGGAAAACGGUGACUGAUGCGGUGGAGAUGUUGAUAAGGAUGUCACAUAGAGGUGCUUGUGGAUGUGAGACUAAUACUGGUGAUGGGGCUGGCAUUCUUGUAGCUCUUCCUCACCAGUUCUACAAGGAGGUUGCCAAAGAUGUGGGUUUUGAGCUACCACCUCCAGGGGAGUAUGCCGUGGGCAUGUUCUUCUUGCCUACAUCUGAAAAUCGAAGGGCACAAAGCAAAAUCGUAUUUACUAAGGUUGCGGAGUCUCUCGGGCAUACUGUCCUUGGCUGGCGCACUGUCCCAACAGAUAACUCAGGAUUGGGAAACUCUGCUUUGCAGACCGAACCUGUUAUUGAGCAAGUGUUUCUUACGCCCACUCCUAAGUCUAAAGUCGAUUUUGAGCAACAGUUAUACAUAUUAAGGAGGGUUUCAAUGGUGGCUAUCCGAGCUGCAUUAAACCUCCAACAUGGUGGAGUGAGGGACUUCUAUAUAUGUUCGCUUUCCUCAAGGACCGUUGUCUAUAAAGGUCAAUUGAAGCCCAACCAGUUGAAGCAAUACUAUUAUGCAGAUCUUGGCAAUGAAAGGUUUACGAGCUACAUGGCCCUGAUACACUCUCGAUUCUCAACAAACACAUUUCCUAGCUGGGAUCGUGCUCAGCCUAUGCGUGUCUUAGGUCAUAAUGGGGAAAUUAACACACUUCGGGGCAAUGUAAAUUGGAUGAAGGCACGUGAGGGUCUUCUGAAGUGCAAGGAACUUGGUCUGUCAAAGAAUGAGAUGAAGAAGCUUCUACCCAUUGUAGAUGCCAGCUCAUCUGACUCAGGGGCUUUUGAUGGUGUCCUUGAGCUUUUGGUUCGAGCUGGUAGAAGUCUUCCUGAAGCUGUCAUGAUGAUGAUCCCGGAAGCCUGGCAAAAUGAUAAGAAUAUGGAUCCUCAUCGAAAAGCCUUGUACGAGUACUUUUCAGCCCUCAUGGAACCAUGGGACGGGCCUGCUCUGAUAUCCUUUACUGAUGGCCGCUAUCUUGGAGCUACACUGGACCGAAAUGGAUUGCGUCCAGGACGAUUUUAUGUCACACACAGUGGGCGAGUUAUAAUGGCAAGCGAAGUUGGAGUAGUUGAUAUUCAACCUGAAGAUGUGUGCAGGAAAGGAAGACUUAACCCUGGUAUGAUGCUUCUGGUGGAUUUUGAGAAGCAUGUUGUUGUUGACGAUGAAGAGCUGAAGCAGCAGUAUUCACUUUCAAGACCUUAUGGAGAGUGGCUUAAAAGGCGAAAGAUAGAGCUGAAAGACAUAGUUGAAUCUGUUAGCAAAUCUCAGAGGGUUCCUCAGGCUAUAGCAGGAGUUUUGCCCGCAUCUAAUGAUGACGACAACAUGGAAAAUAUGGGCAUUCAUGGUUUGUUGGCUCCAUUGAAGACUUUUGGUUACACUGUUGAAUCCUUGGAGAUGCUGCUACUACCGAUGGCAAAGGACGGAGUUGAGUCCCUUGGUUCAAUGGGAAACGAUGCUCCAUUGGCUGUGAUGUCAAACAGAGAGAAACUCACAUUUGAGUAUUUCAAGCAGAUGUUUGCUCAAGUUACAAACCCUCCAAUUGAUCCUAUCCGGGAGAAGAUAGUCACUUCCAUGGAGUGCAUGAUUGGUCCAGAAGGUGAUCUCACUGAGACUACUGAAGAACAAUGUCAUCGCCUCUCGCUAAAAGGUCCCCUUUUAUCUAUUGAAGAAAUGGAAGCAAUUAAGAAGAUGAACUACAGAGGCUGGCGUAGCAAAGUUCUUGAUAUAACAUUUUCUAAAGAUCGUGGUAGUAAGGGCUUGGAGGAGACCUUGGAUAGGAUUUGUGCUGAGGCACAUGAUGCAAUUAAGGAGGGUUACAAAACGCUGGUGCUUUCUGACGGAGCCUUUUCAUCAAAACGAGUUGCUGUAAGUUCCCUUUUGGCUGUUGGUGCUGUCCAUCAUCAUUUAGUUAAAAAGCUUGAACGGACUCGAAUUGGGUUAAUCGUUGAAUCUGCUGAGCCCCGUGAAGUGCACCAUUUUUGUACUUUGGUUGGAUUCGGUGCGGAUGCUAUAUGCCCUUAUUUGGCCAUAGAGGCCAUUUGGAGACUUCAGGUUGAUGGGAAGAUUCCACCCAAAGCAAGUGGUGAAUUCCAGUCAAAGGAUGAGCUGAUCAAAAAGUACUUCAAAGCAAGCAACUAUGGCAUGAUGAAAGUUCUUGCCAAAAUGGGGAUUUCAACUUUGGCCUCGUACAAAGGUGCCCAGAUUUUCGAGGCGGUGGGGCUUUCAUCAGAAGUGAUGGAGCGGUGCUUUGCUGGAACUCCGAGCAGAGUUGAGGGAGCAACGUUUGAAGCGCUUGCCAAUGAUGUGCUUCAAUUGCACGAUCUAGCAUUUCCUACACGGGUUUUCCCUCCUGGAAGUGCUGAGGCUGUAUCAUUGCCCAAUCCUGGGGAUUAUCACUGGAGGAAAGGCGGUGAGGUCCACCUGAAUGACCCGCUUGCUAUAUCUAAGCUGCAAGAGGCUGCUAGAGUUAAUAGUGUGGCAGCCUAUAAAGAAUACUCUAAGCGCAUACAGGAAUUAAAUAAAAACUGCAAUUUGCGAGGGCUUUUGAAAUUUAUAGAGGCAGAGGUGAAAGUUCCUUUAGAUGAAGUGGAACCGGCCAGUGAGAUUGUGAAACGGUUUUGUACUGGAGCCAUGAGUUAUGGAUCAAUAUCUUUGGAGGCACACACCACCCUUGCCAUGGCUAUGAACAAGAUUGGGGGGAAAUCGAACACAGGUGAGGGAGGUGAGAACCCGUCUCGUAUGGAGCCUUUACCAAAUGGUUCAAUGAAUCCAAAAAGGAGUGCAAUUAAGCAGGUUGCAAGUGGAAGAUUCGGCGUUUCAAGUUACUACCUUACAAAUGCCGAUGAGCUACAGAUAAAAAUGGCUCAGGGAGCCAAGCCUGGUGAGGGCGGUGAACUUCCUGGCCACAAGGUUAUUGGAGACAUUGCCAUCACGAGGAAUUCCACUGCUGGGGUUGGAUUGAUCAGCCCCCCUCCCCAUCAUGAUAUCUAUUCAAUCGAAGACCUCGCUCAAUUGAUUCAUGAUCUUAAGAAUGCAAAUCCAGGGGCUCGAAUUAGUGUGAAGUUGGUAUCCGAAGCUGGUGUGGGAGUAAUUGCUAGUGGGGUUGUGAAGGGUCAUGCCGAUCAUGUCUUGAUCUCAGGUCAUGAUGGUGGUACAGGUGCUUCCCGAUGGACUGGCAUCAAGAGUGCUGGCCUCCCAUGGGAACUCGGUCUUGCUGAAACUCACCAAACUCUAGUUGCUAACGACCUUCGUGGCCGAACGGUCCUGCAGACUGAUGGCCAACUGAAAACCGGAAGAGAUGUGGCCAUUGCAGCUCUUCUUGGUGCAGAGGAGUUUGGUUUCAGCACAGCACCACUCAUCACACUUGGUUGCAUCAUGAUGCGCAAGUGUCACAAAAACACUUGUCCAGUUGGCAUUGCUACCCAAGAUCCAGUACUUAGGGAAAAGUUUGCUGGUGAACCUGAACAUGUAAUAAACUUUUUCUUCAUGCUAGCAGAGGAGGUGAGAGAAAUCAUGUCUCAGCUCGGAUUUAGGACCAUCAAUGAAAUGGUUGGUCGUUCGGAUAAGCUUGAGCUUGAUAAAGAAGUGACAAAGAACAGUGAGAAGCUAAAGAAUAUUGAUCUCUCCUUGUUACUUAGGCCUGCAGCUGACAUCCGCCCAGAAGCUGCCCAGUAUUGUGUACAGAAACAAGAUCAUGGUUUGGACAUGGCUUUGGAUAACAAACUCAUAACUCUGUCCAAUGCUGCUUUAGAAAAAGGCCUUCCUGUAUACAUUGAAACACCAAUUUGCAAUGUAAAUCGUGCGGUUGGAACAAUGCUUAGCCAUGAAGUGACAAAGCGCUAUCACAUGGCGGGCCUUCCUGCAGAUACAAUCCAUAUCAAACUCAAUGGAAGUGCGGGCCAGAGCCAUGGGGCUUUUCUUUGCCCAGGCAUCACGUUGGAGCUUGAAGGUGAUAGCAAUGACUAUGUUGGUAAAGGACUAUCAGGUGGAAAGAUUGUUGUUUAUCCUCCAAAAGGAAGCAAUUUUGAUCCAAAGGAAAACAUCGUGAUCGGUAACGUUGCUCUCUAUGGGGCAACAGUUGGGGAAGCAUACUUCAAUGGAAUGGCAGCAGAAAGAUUCUGUGUCCGUAAUUCUGGGGCAAAAGCAGUUGUAGAAGGUGUUGGUGAUCAUGGAUGCGAGUACAUGACUGGUGGGACCGUUGUUGUGCUUGGAAAAACCGGGAGGAAUUUUGCUGCAGGGAUGAGUGGUGGCAUUGCUUAUGUUCUUGAUGUCGAUGCCACGUUCCAAUCCCGAUGCAAUCCUGAGUUGGUGGAUCUCGAUAAAGUUGAAGAAGAAGAGGAUAUUAUGACUCUCAGAGUGAUGAUACAACAACAUCAGCGUCACACAAACAGCCAACUAGCUAGAGAAGUGCUUGCUGAUUUCGAUAAUAUUUUACCUAAAUUUGUUAAGGUCUUUCCUAGAGAUUAUAAACGGAUUCUUGCAAGCAUGAAAGAAGAGAAAAUUGCCAAAGAGGCUGCAUCGAGGGCUGCUAAUGAAGCUGAUGAGCAAGAAGAGGCAGAUUUAAUCAAAAAAGAUGCUUUUGAAGAGCUUAAGAAGUUGGCAGCUAUGUCCUCAAAUGGGAAAGAUGUUCCGAAUUUGCAGAAAGUUUCAGAGACAGAAUUGCCAACGAGGCCAACUCGAGUUCCCGAUGCUGUUAAAAAUAGAGGAUUCAUUAUUUAUGAGCGUGAGGGCGUCUCAUAUAGGGAUCCUAAUGUUCGGAUGAACGAUUGGAAGGAGGUCAUGGAAGAAGCCAAGCCUAGUCCACUUCUAAAGACACAAUCUGCUCGGUGUAUGGACUGCGGUACUCCUUUCUGCCAUCAGGAGAAUUCAGGAUGUCCUCUUGGGAAUAAAAUUCCUGAAUUCAACGAGUUGGUGUACCAAAAUAGAUGGCGUGAAGCAUUAGAUCGGCUUCUGGAGACUAAUAACUUCCCAGAGUUUACUGGUCGGGUGUGUCCUGCACCUUGUGAGGGUUCUUGUGUUCUUGGUAUUAUUGAGAAUCCUGUAUCUAUCAAGAACAUUGAAUGCUCUAUUAUAGAUAAGGCUUUCGAGGAAGGCUGGAUGGUGCCACGACCUCCCCUCAGAAGAACUGGGAAAAGAGUUGCUAUUGUUGGGAGUGGACCUGCCGGCUUGGCUGCUGCUGAUCAGUUGAAUAGAAUGGGUCAUUUUGUGACAGUUUUUGAGCGUGCUGAUCGAAUUGGGGGCCUUAUGAUGUAUGGAGUUCCUAACAUGAAGACCGAUAAGGUUGAUAUAGUUCAACGACGGGUUGACCUUAUGGCAAAGGAGGGUGUCAAUUUUGUGGUCAAUGCUAAUGUGGGAAAAGAUCCCAUGUACUCCCUUGAUCGGCUUCAAGAGGAGAAUGAUGCAAUUGUUUUAGCUGUAGGAGCCACAAAACCAAGGGAUCUUCCUGUACCCGGACGCGAGCUAUCAGGGGUUCAUUUUGCCAUGGAGUUUCUUCAUGCAAAUACCAAAAGUUUGCUUGAUAGCAAUCUUGAGGAUGGCAAAUACAUCUCUGCCAAGGGCAAGAAGGUAGUGGUAAUUGGUGGAGGCGAUACUGGUACAGAUUGCAUAGGAACAUCUAUCCGACAUGGCUGUACUAACAUUGUAAAUCUGGAGCUUCUCCCUCAGCCUCCUCGAACCAGAGCCCCGGGAAACCCUUGGCCACAGUGGCCUCGCAUAUUCCGUGUGGAUUAUGGGCACCAGGAAGCUGCUACCAAGUUUGGGAAAGAUCCCAGGUCUUAUGAGGUAUUAACUAAACGGUUUGUGGGAGAUGAGAAUGGGAAUGUGAAAGCACUUGAGGUGAUAUGUGUCCGUUGGGAGAAGGAUGCUGGUGGGAAGUUUCAGUUUAAAGAAAUUGAAGGCUCGGAGGAGAUGAUCGAGGCAGACCUAGUCCUACUCGCUAUGGGGUUCCUCGGUCCUGAAUCAACACUAUCGGAAAAACUGGGCUUGGAGCAAGACAAUCGUUCAAACUUCAAGGCAGAUUAUGGCCGCUUCUCAACCAACGUGAAUGGAGUCUUUGCAGCCGGGGAUUGCCGGCGAGGCCAAUCUCUGGUAGUUUGGGCCAUCUCAGAAGGCCGGCAAGCUGCUUCGCAGGUUGACAAGUACCUCAUGAGAGAUGGACAAGACAACACAACCAGUCUGGUCGAAAGGGGCAAGAGGCAACAAGAUAGCAGCAAACAGACAGUAAUGACAUAGAUAUAUAUAUAUAUAUAUAUGGAUGGAUCUGUUUAUCAAGAAAUAGACAGAUAGCUUUGUUUUCACAUCCUCAUAUUAGGCUCAUAGAUACAAAAGAACUCAAAAGAGUGCAACAGAGUGGGAUUUGCAGGGUUGGGUGGUAGGUUCUUUUGUGUGUUGUCUUGUGUUUAUAUUUUUGUGAGGGAGGUGGCUCUUGUGAUGGUUGAAAAGAAUGAUGUACAGUUUUUUCUUUGAUCUGUCAAUGGAAAUGGAAAUUAAUAUUAUGGAGAACUAUGCAAGAAAGCUGUUUUGUUAAUCGCA